AUGGACAUUAAUGUGGUGAAGGAAAUGUGGGGUGAUAAACAAGUUGAGUGGUCGCACUUGGGCGCCAACGGGGCGUCGGGAGGCAUUCUCACGAUGUGGAAGAAGGAUUUUUUCAAUCUAAUUUUCAGCUUUAGAGGAGGAGAAGGUUUCUUAGGCCUUUGUGUGGAAAAGGAAGGGAAAACAAUUUAUUUUGUGAAUAUGUAUGCUUCUUGGGACAUUCUCACGAGGAAGAGGUCAUGGGAUAGGUUAAGUGAGUUCAAAAAUAACAACAUACAAGGAUCUUGGUGCAUAGGAGGGGAUUUUAAUGCCGUCACCUCUAUAGAAGAAAGAAUAGGGACGUCAAGUCGUAGCUAUAGGAGGGAGAUAAUGUUGUUCAAAGAGUUCAUAGAAGAUAUGGAGUUGGUGGAUCUUCCUACUAUAGGAGGCAAGUUUACUUGGAUCAAAAGUAAUGGCAAAUCCAUGAGUAGAAUCGAUAGGUUCCUUUUAUCGGAUAGUUUUGUUGAAGAUUGGAAGAUGGAGGGACAAUAUAUAGGCGAGAGGGAGGUAUCCGAUCACGCGCCUAUUUGGUUGAAAGACAAUAGAAAGGAUUGGGGUCCUAAACCGUUCAAGUUCAAUAAUUUGUGGUUCAAUCAUGAGGACUUCGAUACUUUUGUGGAGGAGGAAUGGAAGAAGAUAGUGGUAAAAGGUAGAGGUGAUUAUUGCUUGGUAGAAAAGUUGAAAACUCUCAAAAACCGGUUAGCUUGGUGGAACAAGAGUGUCUACGGGUGGAUUGAUCUCAAAAUCAACAAAGAUGGGAAAGAGUUGCAUUCUUUAGAUAACGUGUUUGUUCAUUUUGCAGGUAACGUUCCGGAAGAUGUGGUUGUGAAAAGAACAAAAGUGGUGGAGGAUUUUUGGGAGAACAUUAACAAAAGAGAAGGGUUACUUAGGCUAAAGUCUAGACAACUUUGGCUUUCCGAAGGCGAUGACAACACACGUUAUUUUCAUAACUCUUUAAAAGAUAGAAGUUGA
This is a messenger RNA of Vicia villosa (hairy vetch), 1008 nucleotides long. RefSeq lists its product as uncharacterized. NCBI's taxonomy places the organism in Eukaryota, Viridiplantae, Streptophyta, Magnoliopsida, Fabales, Fabaceae. The record is from RefSeq and is a predicted model, not a curated record. Gene Ontology annotation, molecular function: catalytic activity. Bases 1 to 1008 code for a protein of 335 amino acids. The transcript has a single exon.